This is a messenger RNA of Somion occarium, 3963 nucleotides long. The record is from the annotation of a GenBank genome assembly. NCBI's taxonomy places the organism in Eukaryota, Fungi, Basidiomycota, Agaricomycetes, Polyporales, Cerrenaceae.
GUGCACAUUUUGAACCGCUACCGCUAGGAAGAGCUAGCGGAGACGGGGAUCUGCCUCUACCUGGCGAAGGCGGAGGCGAUCCAAAGAGCGAGUCAUCUUCGUCAUCAUCUUCGUGAAGAAUUGUGUCGAGGUCUGCUCGCAUGACAUCCGGAUAUCGCGCCUUCAACAUUUAGAGCUUGGAUAUGAGUUUCAAGGAUAGGAAAGCGAUGGAAGGAAAAGCAAGGAUGCACUUGAAAGAAGUUCAAACUCUUCAGAUCGCGCGCAGCGAACCUCUGUUUGAGAGAUGGCCGUGGUGAGUUAUAGAUGUCUCUGGUAUGUUAUGCUGAGCGUGCCUUGAGUAUGUGUAGGUAUGUGAACGAAGAGCGGAGGGUGGUGAGUGGAUGGUGAAGAAAGAAAUGAACAUAACGAAAACAGACUCGUGGCUGAUUCAAGUAUCGUACCAAAUUGUCUCGGCGCUAAUAUCCUUUUUAGGAAACUUCAGGACAAAUUAUACCGAGUGAGGUCACUAUGACUGAGAGACCUUUGCACUUUAUCUCCCAAACCCUUAUGUGGCGGCAGCUCCUUCCUGUCUGUGUUCCUCGUCGUGGACAACGUUGAACAUUACGAGCGAGUAGAUUGUGAUCGUACGCGAUCUUCAAACACGUUUCAAUUGAUCCUACAAAGCACAAUCCUUCCUAGGGCCGCCUUGUAUAUAUGAAAUGGCCAACGGUCGUCCUCAACCUCACCUCUCGAUUCCACCACGAACUAGACCUUUAUCCAAUCCAUCUCUGGCGACAGACUCGUGGAAUUUCCUUGUCACACCUCCACCCGAUCGUGAUCCUCUGAACCUCUGGGCAGAUGAUCCUCAACGUUCUUCAUUUGGACUUGCUUCCCCAGACUCUACAUAUCCAUUCGAUCCUAGUUUUCCUGAACCAGAUACAUCACUAUUUGAACGUCCCCCGAGUAGAGCUGCGAGUGCCUACGAAUCUAGUGGCGCAUAUCAUGGAUAUCCGGAGCCACACUUGUAUCGGUCUACUUCACAUAGGGCAUCACUUAGGCCCUCCAUCAGUCAACGUUCCUUAGGGCAUAGGCACGCUCGCAGUGAAGUGCAAUUAACGUCGAGCCCAUCAGUGGUUCGAGGCGAGUCAAGACCUCCUUCCUUCAUAGGCAGCGAUGAGAGUAGUCCAGAGUCCACUGUCGCAGUGCUUUCGGAUGAACUAUCUAGUUUGACUUUUGCCUCUGAAGAGGGCCUUCGGAAGUUUCAGAUGGGUUCACUGCCAGAGAGUGACGAGGCGUGGCAUCGUCUUGUCCCACCAGAAGCGCGUGAAGUGCUCGAUAAGAAGGAAGUCCUACGACAAUCGGUCAUCUUUGAGGUGAUCAAAUCCGAAAGGGAUUACGUCCAGGACUUGGAGCUCGUGAAGGAUGUUUAUAUUUCCCCUCUACUAAAUUUGCCCGUCAUAUCAAGGAGCCGGCUCCAGGGUUUCUUAUCCGAGGUCUUCUAUAACCUAGACGAAAUUCUUGCGCACCAUCGUCGGUUGCUCGACCAACUUUUUGAACGACAACGUGAGCAACAUCCCUUAAUACAGAGUAUCGCUGAUAUAAUUCUCGAAACUAGUCUCCAAUUCCGUCAAUCAUACGAAGCCUAUAUCAAACAUUACCCUCUCGCAGAAGCCCGGCAUCGCACUGAACUCCGUCGUAACCCAAAAUAUCAGUCUUUCUUGUCACAAUGCGGCCACCACCCGCGUGUUCGCAAACGGGAUCUCAACACCUUCAUAACGCGUCCAGUAACUCGUCUACCUCGACUGACGCUAUUACUCAGCACUAUGCAAGGUUACACUGCGGCCGACCAUCCUGAUCAAGAGACUUUGCCUCUUAUUUUGAGCCUGCUUACUCAGUUUGUCAAGAGCACACAACCUGGUAUCGAGGCUGCAGAGAGCAAGGUUCAAUUCUACGCUCUAUGUGAGAGUUUGGUCUAUCAGAAAGGGGAAAUCAUCGAUUUGGACCUGUUCGACGAGAGCCGGUCGUUGCUUCAUUUGGGUCCCUUGGCUAGAAGAUAUAGAGCUGAUGUGGGAUAUCACUGGGCUGAUCUCAAUGUCGCUCUACUUGAUAACUACUUGCUUCUAUUGAAACCUGAGCGUCGGUCAGGUGGAGAAAUUCGGCAUGUCGUUGUGUCUCGUCCCAUACCCCUCGAAUAUCUCUGCCUCUCAAAUUUCAACUCCCCUACUGAACCCCGCAAAGAGAAAAACAACUCCAUCGACCAACAACAGCCGCAAUCUAGCCGAUCUCUGCUCAGCAGUUUUUCCAUUCGGUCGACUUAUAGGCAGAUGUAUCCGUUUACAGUCCAUCAUGCGACUAGCAAGAUGACUAGGCGGUACACUCUAUACGCGGCUAGUGAAGAGGAGAGGGAUAAGUGGAGAGUUGCACUUGUGGAAGCGAUUGCCUUAAGGAAGGUCAGGCAAGAUGCUAACAUGUGGUUUGCGCCGCACACUAUCAAUGAGGGGUUCUUCAGAAUGCCACCCCUCGGCGGACAAAUACAUAGUUCGAACGGUGUACGGCAUUUCACGGGCAGGAUCAGAUGUGCAGUGCCCUUCUCGAGUGGUGGUAAGAACCUGAUAGCGGUCGGGUGUCCGACUGGCGUGUACGUCGCAGUCCGUGGACAAUCCUCUCAAUUCCGGAAGGUCCUGCAACUCCCCAACCCAACUUCCUUGCACACAAUACCAUCACAUAAUAAAUUCCUUGUCCACUGCGACUCAGGGCUUAAAGCGUACUCACUCGAUCUUCUCGCGCGUGUCGCGAUGCACACUUCUCCGCCUCAACCCCUAGACGCGAGUAGAGAGAACAUCACUGCCGCCGAUGAUUUGGUUCUGUUCGUCAAGGUCGGAAGGUUCGCUGGGAAGAUUUUGGUGCUCUAUGCGACGAAGGGAUUGUGGCAGGUGCAGCUACACAUUGUCACGCCGUUACUUCCGGAUGAAGCGCAACCUCCGAAACGAAGGAGUAUCUCAGGUCUGCUAACGUUCAAACCGUACUUGAAAGAUCCUAUAUCAAUACCGAAGGAUGUACAUGACCUGACUCCGCUUCGGCGGAAGAUAGGUAUCUGUGCCGAACGAGGCAUCCACAUAUUUGAUCCAGAGCAUGUUCUAGCUUGACGACAAAUUACACGAUUAUCCCCAACUUUCUUACCGAGGAAAGCAAUCCUCCGAUGCAGCUGCUCAAACAAAGAUGUUCAGGAGCAAAGCCUCUUGGUCUCGUGAAGUCUGGCGAAGAUGAACUCCUUGUUGUUUUUGAUGAACUCGGAUGCUACAUCAAUAGCCACGGCACCCCCGUACGCCAAUCUGGAUAUCUUCGCUGGGAGACCAAAGCCACAUCCUAUGCGCACCGCGGAGACCACAUCCUUCUUUUCUCACUCGAGUUUAUCGAGAUACGGACACUCCAUACUGGCAAACUCGUGCAAGUCAUCGAAGGCCAAGAUAUUCGUAUGGUCCAUGCAGGUGAUGAGACAGUUUUCGUCGCGAUGAAGGGUCAGAACAGCCUAAACGUCGGGAGUGGUAGUGCGGAUGGAACGGACGACAAACUGAUUGAACUCGUUGAGACGACCGAGCUUGCGGCUCAACAGCAGCUAGUGCAGUCUCCUGCGCUUUGGGAUGAAUGGGAUAUGUGAUCCUAGUGUGAUGGUUAGUAUGAGGUUGUGCUGGAUCUACUGACGGAUAUCCGAAUUGAGUUAUCACUAAAUGAAUUGAAUAUGUAGCUUCGUGGGUGUUGAGUCUUUUGCUUGUAUCGAACAGUACAGUAGUAGCUUACCAUUUGUUAUGUUAAUUCCAUACCCCCUACUUUGUACUCAUUCAUUCGAUGUGACUGUGUCUAAGGCAUCGUUGUUGAAUGCACUGGCAGCGACGUUCAGAACUUCAGAGAGAGAGUCCAGAAUCGAGAUUGCAGAUGUCAAUGCGCUGCAUAAAUUGCACAAGUAAUUAAAAUGAGUUUAUACCA